Messenger RNA from Haliotis rubra (blacklip abalone), 1413 nucleotides. RefSeq lists its product as uncharacterized. The annotation marks the transcript as partial. The transcript is spliced from 3 exons. Lineage: Eukaryota; Metazoa; Mollusca; Gastropoda; Lepetellida; Haliotidae. The record is from RefSeq and is a predicted model, not a curated record.
AUGAGUGACUCCAUCAGCAUCAUCCCCCAAAAGAAAAGAGUUAUGCAGCAGCCCAGAUCAUCAGGAGUGACGCCACAACACAUUGAUGAUCGUUUUAAAAAUAUCCGCGAUGCCACGGAGCAUUCACUCAAGCAUGACAGAACCGAAUACGUGUCUACCUAUGCCGAGAGGUCUGCCCUAAGACUGUUGACAGAUUGUGGAUGUAUCUUCCUAAAGGGGAUGUCAGGAUCUGGGAAAUCACGGCUGGGUCGGCGGUUACUAGAAAAGAUGUCUAAGAUGGAAGGGAGGACUCCUCUUCUGUUGACUUCAGCAGAUGAAUGGUCACUCAUUCCGAAGAAUGGCAAAACUGACAAGUCCAGAAGUAAAAGUGAACGUUACAUUGUGAUGAUUGAUGACAUUUUUGGCCUGACAAACUUUUCACAAUCACAUUUUGCAGAUUGGACAAGGAAGUUUGAUAUAAUGUGGCCAUCUAUUGAAUCUGGCCACAUCUUUCUGAUCUUAACAUCCAGAUCUGAAAUCACCGCACAGUGUCAGUACCGACUAAACAAACACAAUCUCAUGACAAAGAUCUGUCAUUUUCUCAUUGAUGACGGUGAGUAUACUCUUCAGAAUAAGGAAAAGGAAAAAAUGUUGAAAGUUGUUUGUCAUGGCAAAUUUUCUGAAAAAGAAGUAGAAGAAAUUGUCAAUAUGAAAACAGCCCUUGGGUUCCCACAGGUUUGCACUUUCUUUGCCAGUAGCAUGGAAGUGCAAAAGAAGGGGUUAAGCUUUUUCAAGAAACCCAAUGAGUGCGUCCUAAAGGAAGUUGAUGCCCUCAAGGAAAGUGAUGGUUUGAGUUAUCUGGUUCUUUUGCUGGUAUUGAUGAGUGAUGGGCAUCUUAAUGCAACUCCUCUUGAUCCAAGAAAAUGUACAUCUGAAUUUAAAGAAAUGGUUGAGAUGUUGACAGAAUAUUGUUCAAAUCUACGAACACGUCCAAGCUUAUUUGACAUCAAAACAAAAGCAGAUUCACUCUGUGGUGUUUAUUUAAAGCAAGGCCAGAAAGGAUAUGCUUUUCAGCAUCAGUCUAUAUAUGAGUCUGUUUUGAUCAGCUACUCAGAGCAGUUUCCCAGCUCUUGCAUCAGAACAUUGCCAAUUGAUGUCCUUGGAGAAGUGGUAAGAACCGAAAGACUGGAUGGAGAGAUAAAUAUUGUCUUGAUACCUGAGGAAAAUUAUGAUGUAUUUGCUGACCGCAUCACAGAGUUGCUUUUGUCAGCUGAACCUGAGAGCAGUGGAAUGAUAGUGGGACAUCCUUCACUCAAGCACAAGGAAUUUCUAUCAUUCUUGGUGCAAAGAUGGGCGAAAAAGGGGAAACUGACAAGCAUUAUGCAGAGAAAAUAUUUUGAUGAAUUGUCUUCAUAUAUCCGUGAAGAUGAGAAG